This is a messenger RNA of Ostrinia nubilalis (European corn borer), 1002 nucleotides long. RefSeq lists its product as uncharacterized. The transcript is spliced from 7 exons. Lineage: Eukaryota; Metazoa; Arthropoda; Insecta; Lepidoptera; Crambidae. The record is from RefSeq and is a predicted model, not a curated record. The coding region runs from base 90 to 956 and encodes 288 amino acids.
CAAGGUUUGUUUGUGAUUUCUGUUUUGUUGUUUCUCCGGAAGAGAUUAUUAUAUUUUCAACGUAAAUAUAUCCUAAACCUAAAAAUAUCAUGGAUAAUAAUCAAUCAAAAACACCACGCAAAAGAAUGUGCAAUUUCACUGCCGAUGAAAAGGCUCUAUUGGCACAAUUAAUUAAAAAGACGCCAAUCGUGGAGUCCAAAUUAACGGAUGGAAAGUCUGUCUCCAAAAAACAAGCAGCGUGGGAUUUAAUAACACGAGAGUUUAAUAGCAACGCCAAUGUACACAAGCGUGAGACUAUUACUUUGAAGAGAGCAUGGGAUAACAUGAAAGCCUACACACGUAAAGCUCGCGCAACUGAACGAGGAAACUUAUUAAGAACUGGAGGCGGACCAUCAGCACCUCCACCGCCACACAAUGAAGCCAUAAUAACCAUGGUUGAAGAGGCUGCACCUAUUAUAAUUUGUGAGUUGAAUAACCCGUUUGAUAGUGACGGAACCAUACUGGAUACAAUCAGCAAUAGUCAACAACAGGACUUGUUAGACAAACCUAACAUUUCUGUAUCGAUUGACACCAGAGAUAUAUUGGAAACAGAGAACUUAAAAGAUUCCGAAGUAAAUAUAUUGAGUUUUGAAGAGCAGGAAGACGGCAAAAUCUUUGACAAUAACCACUUUGAAGUCGAAGAUUUGCAAGUUACAGAUGGUAAACCUUAUUUAGCAGCAAAGACCAAGACUGCUGAUCAAGUUCGGAAACCCACAGACUACAUUCGUCGAGAGGCUGUGAUACGAAUUAAACAUUUAGAAAAUAAAAAAAGAAUGGAAAUGCAAAUAUUGAAAACCCAGUUAGAAGUAGAGGAAAUUAAAAAAGCAACAGCGUUAUUAGAACAACAAAGACAGAAGACAUUAUUAGAGAAAGCGAAAAUUGAGUUAGAAGAAAUUAAGAAGUCAAAUGGUGGUUAAAAACAAAGAAGUAAAAUGGUAGUUAAAAAUAAAAAUAUUUGUUUGA